This is a messenger RNA of Polychytrium aggregatum, 822 nucleotides long. RefSeq names its product kinase-like domain-containing protein. Gene Ontology annotation, molecular function: protein kinase activity; ATP binding. NCBI's taxonomy places the organism in Eukaryota, Fungi, Chytridiomycota, Chytridiomycetes, Polychytriales. The transcript has a single exon. The annotation marks the transcript as partial. The record is from RefSeq and is a predicted model, not a curated record. Gene Ontology annotation, biological process: protein phosphorylation.
AUGGCUGCGAAACCGUGGUACAUUCCCGAGGAUGCUAUCACCAACUGGUCCGCUGGUCCACUUGCAGCCGGCGGGUAUGGCGAGGUCUAUACGGCAUCAUAUUAUGGCGCAACUGUCGCCGUCAAGCAGCUCUAUCGCAACAACAACCCGAACGAGCUUGUCGAGUUCAACCGUGAGAUUGACAUCUGGCACGGACUCAGUCACCCACACAUUCUCCAACUCCUUGGUGCUUGCGACACUGCAGUCAAGCCUUUCAUGGUCUCGCCGUUCGUGCCCAACGGCACCCUCCACAGCCACUUCUCAACCGCCCCAGCUCCACGCUCCAUCGCCGAGAAGAUCCGGCUCCUGUACCAAGUCGCCUCUGGCAUGGCAUACCUGCAUGCCAACAACAUUGUCCAUGGCGAUCUCAAGUCUCUCAAUGUGCUGCUCGAUAGUGCCUUCAAUGCAGUUGUGGCCGACUUUGGCAUGUCCAGAACCAAGCACAACUCGGCCACGAUGAACCGCACUCGUCGCAGCCAGCCAGUCGGCGGCACACUCAGCUAUAUGGCACCCGAGAUGCUGGACGAUGAGCAACCCGCCGGAUCUUCAAAAUCCACGGAUGUCUAUGCGUUUAGCAUCAUCAUUUAUGAAGUGAUGAACAAUUGCCGACCGGUAUGGGUCACUGUCGAUGGCCAGCCAAUGAGGGAAAGGAUCAUCGAGGCCCAAGUCGUCAAAGGAAACCGACCCAAGCCGGUGGAAGGCAUCCCCGACGACAUCUGGGCCCUGAUCGAACGCUGCUGGCACCAGGAGCCCGGCCAGAGACCCAAGUUUCCCGAGAUCCUC